Messenger RNA from Tympanuchus pallidicinctus (lesser prairie-chicken), 2454 nucleotides. Its product is annotated as PHD finger protein 7-like. The record is from RefSeq and is a predicted model, not a curated record. NCBI's taxonomy places the organism in Eukaryota, Metazoa, Chordata, Aves, Galliformes, Phasianidae. The transcript has 9 exons. Gene Ontology annotation, cellular component: nucleus. The coding region runs from base 1 to 1494 and encodes 497 amino acids.
AUGUCCAGUAGGAAGCGGAAGGCCCCCGACUCCGGGGAGCAAGUGUGCAUGCUGUGUCGCCGGGCGGAUGUCGACCCGAACAUCUGCGGGCGCACCUUUGCCAAGAGUGACCUUUGCGUGCAUGAGUUCUGCUUGCUUUUUUCUUUGAAGAAAAACACGUUCUUUGAAGAAAGCGACCCCUGGGAGGAAACGCUGUGCCUCCCCGUUGAGACCAUCAGAUGCAGAAUCAAGCAGGCGGACCAGAAGCAAUGCUUCGUUUGUGGCGAGAGAGGAGCCGCCAUCAGCUGCGCAGAGAGAGGCUGUGCACGCAGCUUCCACCUGCCCUGCGCCGCGGACGGUGAAUGCGUCACCCAGUUCUUUGGGCAGCACAGGUCCUUCUGCUGCGAGCACCGCCCGCGACAGGCAGCGGAGGCAGCUCCACCCCAAGGCACCGACUGCGUCAUCUGCCUGGAGCCCCUGGAGGACAGCACGUCCUACCAGACCCUGUGGUGCCCAGCAUGCAAGCACACCUGGUUCCACCGCCGCUGUGUCCAGGGGCAGGCCACGAACGCCGGCACCAUGUGCUUCCAGUGCCCCAUUUGUCAAGACACGGAGCAAUUCCGUGCAGAAAUGUCCACUCUGGGGAUCCAAGUCCCAGUCAGGAGACCAUCUUGGUGGGACGACAACACCUACCCAUCACUUCUGCGGAGGCACAGGCGCUGCGAUGUCAGCAAGUGCCUUUACCCAGGAGGCAGGGAGCAGGCAGAGGUGAAUGGGCCCUGGCAGCUGCUGCUCUGCAGCUCCUGUGCUGCAGAAGGGACCCACCGACAAUGCUCCUACCUGAGCAACAGAGUUAACAGCUGGGAGUGUGACAGCUGUGCUGGCAUAGGCACCGCCUCCAGCAGCAACACAGAGCGCGCCGGACCCAGCACCAACACGGAGCGCGCCGGCCCCAGUACUUCCAGCCAAGGGGCUCCGGAGCCUCCCCAUGGCUCCCAGGGUCCGGAGAACAUCAGCUCCGGCUCCAGCAGCCAGGCAGCAUCAGGCCCCUCACACCGGUCCCAGCUGCCUGAGAACAGACGCCUGCCCAGUGAGCCUGGGACACGGCAGAGAGCAAUCGGCCCACGCCUCCCUGAGGAUCAGGAGGCAUCUCUGCGGCGCCGAGGACGCCGUGGGAGCGGCCGUGCAACAGCCCUGCGCACCAGCAGCAGCUCCUGCAGGUCCACCCCACGGAGGGCACCACGGCCCUCCAGCAACUCCCCGGUGGCUGCACCCAGAAGGAGCCCUAGGCAGCAGGGGACGGGCCGGGCACGAAGCCGCUCCCCGCUUCAAGAUCGGGCCUCACGUUCCCAGAGCCGGCCCAGAAGAAGCCGUGGCAGCAGACAAAUGCCACGCCGAGCUGCACAGAGCAGCACGCUCUGCUCAGCCGCCCCAGUGACAUCGAGGCCCUCGAGGGGUUCCCCGCUGCUGGGACACAGAAGACCCUCCAGGCAGCAAGGGAGGGCCCACACAUGAAGCCCUUCCGCAACGGGAUGUCAGGCUGCAGACUUCCCACACAGACCCCAGCACGCCGCAGCAGCCAAACCCAACAGCAGCGGCCAGCCUGGGCACAAGGCUGCUCCCAGAUCCAUCUGCAGAACCACAUCCCCACAGCCAGACCUCAGUCUGCACAGGAGCAGCCGGGUGCUAAUGACACCUGCUCAACUUGGUCAACAUCAGCCAAGACAAUAAAUCCCACCCCCACCCCCAUCAGCUUCAUUCUUCUCGUCUUUUCCUGGGGUGGGCAGAGUUCAGACCUCGACCACAGGGUUGCCUUCUCCCCAGCAGAAUGGCUCAGGUUGGAGGGGCCGGCUCUAACCCCCUUGCCGUGAGCAGGUUCAUGCACCACCAGAUCAGAAUGCCCAGGAUCCCAUCCAACCUGGCCUCACAGGACUCCAGCGACAGGGUGUCCUGAACCCCUCAGGGCGGAACCUCGCUGUUCCAGUGCCCCGCCACUCCCUGAGGAAACAGUUUCUUUCUAACACCUCAUCUCUCUCUAUCCUCUUCUAGUUUCAUGCCAUUCCCCCUUGUCCUGUCACUAUCAGAACGCAUGAAAAAGUCAGUCCUCCUCCAGCUUGGCAGGACCCUUAAAAGUACGAGAAGGCUGCAACGAGGUCUCCUCAGAGCCUUCUGUUCUUAAAGCAAAGUGAACCCCACUCCCUCAACCUGCCUUCUGAGGUGCGGUGCUCCAGGCCUUGUCUCCUCUUUGCGGCCCUCCUCCGGACCCCCCCUCCCACCACUCCACACCCCUCCUGUGCUUGGCACCCCAGGCUUGGGCGCAGUACUCCAGAUGGGGCCUCGCAAGGGCACAGCAGAGACGGACAAUCACCGCCCUGCCCUGCUGGACACCUUCCUCAGGCCUUCCGGGCUGCAGGCAUGCGCUGCUGGCUCAUCUCCGGCUUUUUGGCCAUUACGACCCCCAGGUCCUUCUCCACA